Molecule: messenger RNA, 2180 nt
Organism: Myodes glareolus (Bank vole)
Lineage: Eukaryota; Metazoa; Chordata; Mammalia; Rodentia; Cricetidae
Source: RefSeq, a predicted model, not a curated record
CAGGCUGUCGUUAGAGUGGAGAGUGCUGUGAGCAGAGCUCUUGGGUCUUGGAGAUCUGAUGUCUUAACGGGAUCUGAGCAAAAGCUCUGAGCCUUUCCACCGCUGGCCCUGAGCCUGUACACAGCCUGCAGCACUUGCAGUCGUCGAAAGCCUCAGUCUUCCCGUCUGUCCAAUGAGAAUGUGACUUCAAGAAUCUCUGCGGGCUACUUACGGUGUCGUUCAGGGACCGGUGGAGUCCUGAACACUGUCUACCUCUUCUCCUUCGUGGUGGACAUGCGGGGCUGUGGCGUCUUCCUCUCUUAGGUGAAGAUGAUGGAACACCUCGAGGCGGAAAGAUUCCCCCUCUCCUCGCGUUGUGACUCUAGGGCUCUUGGAUUCAGCAGUGUGUGGUCUUACACCCCCACCCCCGGUAGCUCCCCCACUCUUCAUCCAUGGCUAGCUCCCAGGUGCCAGGACUGUGGCUCCCGGUGCCUAAGGUGUACUCUCCGGUGACUCCCAUGCCCACCAUGGCCCCUCUUAACUCCUACAUGACCUUGAACCCUCUCAGCUCUCCCUACCCUCCAGGAGGGCUUCAGGCCUCCCCACUGCCUACAGGACCCCUGGCACCCCCAGCCACCACAGCACCCCUGGGGCCCACCUUCCCAGGCCUGGGUACUGGUGGCAACAGUGGAAGCAGUACUUCCGGCUACGGAGCCCCAGGGUCCGGGCUGGUACCUGGCAAGGAGAUGGCAAAGGGGUACCGGCGUCCACUGGCCCAUGCCAAGCCACCAUAUUCCUACAUCUCUCUCAUCACUAUGGCCAUCCAACAGGCGCCAGGCAAAAUGCUGACCCUGAGUGAGAUCUACCAAUGGAUCAUGGACCUCUUCCCAUACUACCGGGAGAACCAGCAACGCUGGCAGAACUCCAUCCGGCACUCACUGUCCUUCAAUGACUGCUUUGUCAAGGUGGCACGCUCCCCAGACAAGCCGGGCAAAGGCUCCUACUGGGCCUUACAUCCCAGCUCCGGGAACAUGUUUGAGAACGGCUGCUACCUUCGGCGUCAGAAACGCUUCAAGUUGGAGGAGAAGGCGAAGAAAGGAACCACCAGGAAUGGCGCGGUGGGGUCAGCCACCUCUGCCACAACCACAGUGGCCACAGUAGUCACCUCUCAGGCUCAGCCCCAGCCUGUGCCUUCUGAGCCUGAGGCCCAGAAUGGGGAAGAUGUGGGGGGUCUGGACUGCGCCUCUCCCCCUUCUUCCACACCCUAUUUCACUGGCUUGGAGCUCCCAGGGGAACUGAAGUUGGAUGCACCCUACAACUUCAACCACCCCUUCUCUAUCAACAACCUGAUGUCAGAACAGACAUCAGCACCUUCCAAACUGGAUGUGGGGUUUGGAGGCUACGGGGCUGAGAGUGGGGAGCCAGGGGUCUAUUACCAGAGCCUCUAUUCCCGCUCUCUGCUCAACGCAUCCUAGCAGGGCAAAUGGGAACACGGUGGGGGUUAACUGUGACAGACACCCGGUUCUUGGGCUCUGGUCCUUCUGGUCACACUUUGCUUGUCCCAUUGAUUAGCAUGUUACUUGGUGUAUUACUGUGAUGACCCAUUGGCUACUGUGGUAACUGUCAUGGACUCCCUGGUGGGCCUUGGGUGGCGGUGUUGUGAUGGCAGCUAUGCUGGGUAUACUGUGAAAGCUGCUAUAUUGAGAGAAGCCGUUGGCUGACCCAGUGGGUCUCCAUGUAGGAUGACAUCUUGUUUGGCCCUUUGGAAGCUGUGAUGGACAUCUGGAUUGACCUGAAUGUGUGACUGUCACGCCACGUCUUUUUCGGCCCACUGUUUCCUGGGAUCACUUCUUUUGUUUUGGCAGACUUCUUGAUAUAACAGAUGCCAAGUUGGCCACCACAUCACACGAUGUCUUUUUGACACACUGGAUGCACGGAGGGCCACCAUAUUGUCAAGGUGACAUUGCAGCUGUUAUGCACCACGAUGGCAACCACAGGCAGGCCUGUCAUCACCAUCUCCUUGGUGUGGGUUGGGUGAGGGGGUAGAGUCGAGGAGACACUGUGAUUUUUCUCUGAAGCCCAUCCCCACCCUGGCUAUGAGAAAGGGCUGGUGUGGGGGACUCUUCCUGAGGUCAAGUUCUUGCCUGGGACUUGGGAUACUGGCUGGGUUAGGCCAUUAAAAAGGCACCUUUUCCGUCUCA